UGCAUGUGUGCUGUGCAACUGAAUCUUUUUUCUUCUCCAUCUUUUGGCUUCUUUCUAUGUCUGCAUGUGUGCUUAUGCACUACGAUCGCCCGCUCCCUGCGCACCCCUCCCUUCUCUUUCUCUCUUUCCCUCAGACGCACACUGCACCGCUCUCCUCUCCUUCCCUCUCCCUGUUUCUCUCUACAUCUCUGUAGCAGUCUCUGGUUGAGCAUCCAGAAGAAGGACCGUUCGUCCUGCACCUCACGCUUGUGGCAAGCAACGCUUGUUGUUUCUGAGGGGUUUUUUUCUUAGCCUUUGCUCUUGGUCCCAUCAAUCCCGGGAGAAGAGCUAUCAAGGAUCGUGAGGAGGCGCACAUACGGAUUUUGUUCAUCCACACUUCAGCUGCGAGGGGCAUUUUGCUGGUAACACUGUCAGACUAAGCACAUUAGCAAGUGAAUGCUUAUCGGAAAGGGGGAGGGAAAAGAGAAAAGAGGGAUCAAAUGCAGCGCUAAUUGAUACGGUGUCCGCGUCAGAGGCAGAGACAACAAUCUAAGAGAGCGAUCCAGGAUGCUGCUGGAAAACUGAUCCAGCUCCGCUCCGGGUCUUCCACUUCGAGAGGGAACGCGCAGCGGAGAAGCUUCGCGCUGCGUCUGCAGCCAACGCGUCAGGAGUCACAGACGGCUUUAUUUAUUUAUUUGCUGCUUUUUCCUUCUACCAUGCUGCAGCAGAAGUCUCUCUUUCUUUCCGUCUGCAAAAAGGAAACGUGAACGCUUCAUCGCGCCUGGGUCAGUCUCAUCCUAUCUGUUUCCUCUGUUCUCUGUUUGCUGUCAUCUUUUAAUCGGCAUUAGAAUAAUCCAUUAGCCCCCAGGAUGUCUCUUAUCUCCUCUUGCGCGAUAGAGGAGCUGCCCUCUGAGGGAGAGUGGUCUAAAUAGCACGUAAGUCGUACCUGAGGCUGGGAACUCGAAGGGAGACACCUCCCGGCAUCUCUUCCACCUGGAGCGUUUCUCCCCUCAUCAAUUAAGGCACAAAAUCUGCAUCCAAAAAUAUUGAUCCGUGCGGCCUUGAUUAGAACGCUUUUGGGAGUUGCAGCGCAGAUGAUUAUCGACUCCAUCGAGCCUGCCCUCCUCCUCCUCUUCGCAGACAAGCUCCCUUGUUUGGUUUUCUUUCUUUUUUGAUAGUCACCAAGCGUGAAAGCCAGGAGGAACUGACCGAUUGUUUUUUUUUCCCCCUUUGGAUUUUUUUAAGCCGGACUUGAAAGGGAUUUCUUCUUUUUGAGGAUUUUAUCGUCUCUUGGAAACCUACUGUUAAAGCCUCGGGGCUCUGGGUAGCAUUGUUUUCUUCUGCAUUGUUUACUUGACCCGUGGAUAAUGACUGACAUGGGCAACCCUUUCUGAGAUGUACUCUUUCCAAAGGAUGGGACAAAUGGGGUGUGGAAGGGCCUAUGCCGGACCUUCUUGCCCCAGACUGGAGGUGGUGCUUCUGGGCUGGGAGUGUGGCGGAGGCAGCUGGCUGGGCCUCGGUUCUUGGUGGAGGUUGGCAUUAUCUCUGGCCUUGUUGGCCUCGAUACCGGACAGAUCGGCCAGUGCCCGUGUGUCUUCCAGCCUGAGCACCACACACCAUGUCCAUCACUUCCAUAACAAGCAUGGUACCGUACCCAUCGCCAUCAACAGGAUGCCCUUCCUCACAAGAGGAGGCCACGACAACAGAGGUCCCAGAGCCCUUGAGGUGCUAGUGAGCGCGCAGAUCCACUUCCCUUCAUCCCAGCUGAGCUGAAGACUGCUGACAGAGAGGACACUUGUUAAUCGAGAUCCUCUGUCUUCACUCACUGCGGCGAAUUCAAUCCUAUUGUGAUUCACGGCCCAGCACGUCUCCAC
Molecule: messenger RNA, 1853 nt
Organism: Sinocyclocheilus rhinocerous
Lineage: Eukaryota; Metazoa; Chordata; Actinopteri; Cypriniformes; Cyprinidae
Product: neurexin-1-beta-like
Exons: 2
Coding region: 1375-1752 (125 amino acids)
Source: RefSeq, a predicted model, not a curated record